UAUUGUUAUGGAAUACAAAUAAUUUUGCCCUAAUUCCACGACGUUGAAUGAGGAGGAGGAUAAAAGGAGUACAAAUUUCUCAAUUGAUGGCUCUCAAUCCGUCGUUUCGAAUCGUCUUUGCAGAUUAAUCGAGAGCUGAGUUCAGUCCAAUUCCUUUCGGCUGUGACUCACUUGCAAGCUCUCGCCAUAGCUGCCUCUCUCGGCGACUGUUCGGAGCUUAUUCUCUUCCAUAAAGCCAUCUCUUACAUUCACCACUUGCAGAUGUUCUCCAACUAACCCUAAUUCCUUCUCCACUGUCCUUCUCUCAGCCUUUCCAAAGACCCAUCUUGGUUCCCACCAAAAACCCUAGAAAAUGUCUGGCGGGUUUUUCCGGGGUACGUCUGCGGACCAAGACACUCGUUUUUCGAACAAGCAAGCAAAGCUGUUGAAGACACAGAAGUUCCCUGCUGAACUGGACCAAUUGGUGGAUACGACAAAGGUGAAGAUGGAUGUUAUCAGGCCGUGGAUUGCUACGAGGGUGACCGAGCUUCUUGGGUUUGAAGAUGAAGUUCUUAUCAACUUCAUAUAUGGUCUUUUGGAUGGCAAGGAAGUAAAUGGGAAGGAAGUUCAAAUACAACUCACUGGGUUCAUGGAAAAAAAUACUGUGAAGUUUAUGAAAGAGCUUUGGAUACUACUUCUCAGUGCCCAGAAGAAUGCCAGUGGUGUACCUCAACAAUUUUUGGAUGCCAAAGAAGAAGAAAUUAGGAAGAAGAAGGCAGAGACAGAUUUUCUUGCUAAUGAAAUUCAGAAAAAGAGAGAGAAGGAAAAUCGAGAAAUCGAGGAGCAGAGAUCGAAGAAUAUGGACGAUGGGGCUGAAAAGGUGUCCAAUUCUGUUUUGGAGCAUACGUCAAAGAAUGUGCGCUCAAGGGCUAUGCGAAAUUAUCCAGAGGACGAGGAAGUGGCUGAAAAGAGAAAUGGUGUUAGGGGAAGAAGCAGUGAUAGACACAAGUCAAGGAGUAUGUCUAGAUCACCUCAACGAAGACGACGCUCUUUUUCACGAGGAAGGUCGUCUAGUAGUCCACGUCGAAGGGACCGUCGUGAUUCAUUCUCUCCUCGACAUAGAUCAUCACAUUUGAUGAGAAGAUCUGGAUCUACUUCACAUCGUAAGUCUCGAUCUCCAGAAGUACGUCAAUUGCGUUCUCCUUCUCAACAUAGUUCACCAUCUCCUGGUCGUAAAUCACCAUAUCGAUCAUCUUCGCCUAUGCAACGUCUAUCAUUAUCACCUGCACAUCGAAGGUCACCGGCACUUGAUAAGCAUAAUAGAUCACCAUCACCCACGAGGCAUCGUAGGUCACUAUCACCAAUUAGACGUCGUCGUUCACCUUCACCUGUUCGGCGUCGUAGAUCACCAUCACCUAAAUGGCGUCGUAGAUCACCAUCACCUGAGUGGCGUCGUAGGUCACCUUCACCAGGACGACGUCGUAGGUCACCUUCACCAGGACGACGUCGUAGGUCACCAUCACCAGGACGACGUCGUAGGUCACCAUCACCAGGACGACAUCGUAGGUCACCAUCACCUAUACGACGCUGGAGGUCACCAUCUCCAAUACGACGUAGAAGGUCACCAUCUCCAAUACGACGUCGAAGGUCACCAUCCCCACCACGACGUCAUAGGUCACCAUCUCCAUAUCGUCGAAAAUCACCUUCCUUUGUGCGUCGUCGUAGGUCACCAUCUCCAUCACAUCGUCGUAGAUCACCGUCUCCGGCGCAUUACCGCAGAUCACCAUCACCUAUUAAAAGCCAUAAGUCUCGUUCUCCUGUGCGACGACCUAUGUUACCUUCGCCCUCACCCACACGCAAAUUGGAUAGGUCAUCCCCCCUUGAUCAUCGCAGAACACCCUCACCUCUGGAACGUAGAUCUCCAUCAACCUCUUUAAGCAAAUCUCCUCCAUUGCUGCAAAGGUCAUCUCCAGGACUUCGCAAGAGAUCAAGCCCUUCUCAACAUGGUCGUAGAUCCACAUAUGGUCGAAGUUAUUCAUCAGAGGAGCAGGAAAACCCAUCCCCUGUCAAAGUAAAAUCUGCCCAACAUCGGAGGAGGUCUCUGUCUCAAUCUCCCAUGGACAGAAGCAGAAAUGUUCAGACAUCUCCAGCAUCCCAACUACCUUCUAGAUCUUUAAGAUCACCAGAAAGGGAUGCUAAGGAAAGGAAUAAUUCCAAUAACAGAGCACGAGCGUCAUCAUCGUCUUUGGAGAAGUCUCCAGCACCAGCAAAUUCUCCACCAGUUACAAGUAGUGCUAAUGAUGAUAGGAGGUUAAGUUCUCCACAAUCACGGGCAAAGCAGCAUCGUCGUGACACAAGGGGAGAGGAAGAAGUGGCCACCUACACUAGGGAGGGUGGGAAUCUUGAAUCUAGGUCUUCAUUGAGGAAAUCACUGAAUUCUUCAAUUGUUGGCAAAGUCCCUUCACCUGGAAGUGAUAAGCAUCCUCAAAGGGAUGUGCCUGGAAGUCCCAAUCAUAAAAAAUCUUCAUCAGCACACAAAGAACCUUCACUUGUUGAGGAGCAGCAGCUGUCAUAUUCAAGAGAAGAUAUGAAACAUGAUGAAAAAAGCCACUCACGCCGAAGUAAGGCCAAGGAAGACACUGAACUUCCAUCACUCGAAAAUAAUAAUAACCGACGCGAUGACUCAGAUUCUGAUUUGGAGGAAGGCUAUAAGCGUAAAGCUGGAAGUAAGGAGAAGAAAAGACACAGAAAAUCAGACAGGCGUGACACUUCUUCGGACUCUGAAGACAGCUAUGAUUCUGAAUUGGAGAGGAAGGAGAGCAGGAGGAGGAAGAAGGAGGAGAGGAGGUUGCGGAAGGAGAAGAAGCGCCAAAAACGUGAAGAGCGUAGACGCAAAAAGGAAGAGCGCCGUGCAGGGAAGACAAAAGCUAAGAACCUCAGUGAUAACUACUCGGAUGAUGAUGAUCAAGCUGCAAAGGAAGAGUCUUAUCACAGCGAUGAUGCAGACGAGGCCGAGCAGAAAAGGCUAGAGAUCGAAUUGAGGAAGAAGGCACUGGAAUCAUUCAAUGCAAGGAAAGGAACAAGGUCCUGAAUUUUUUUGUGCGGUGCAUUGUCAUAUGAAUUAUUUGGAAGUAACCUUAAAUUUCAGAUUAGUCUGUACCAAACACAUCAUCUCAUCUCUCCACAUAAGAGUUACUUUGUUCAUCUGUAGCUUCCCUUAACGCCAUGAGGCCGAAUUGAUAAAUGAUGAAUUUCUUGGAUGUUCCUAAACUCGAAACAGAAUAUUGCCUUCUAGAGUUAAUGAGUAAAGUUUCCAUCUGCAGAUC
Messenger RNA from Cucumis sativus (cucumber), 3305 nucleotides. RefSeq names its product serine/arginine repetitive matrix protein 1. The transcript is spliced from 11 exons. Gene Ontology annotation, molecular function: RNA binding. Gene Ontology annotation, cellular component: spliceosomal complex. NCBI's taxonomy places the organism in Eukaryota, Viridiplantae, Streptophyta, Magnoliopsida, Cucurbitales, Cucurbitaceae. Gene Ontology annotation, biological process: mRNA processing; regulation of mRNA splicing, via spliceosome. The record is from RefSeq and is a predicted model, not a curated record. The coding region runs from base 353 to 3070 and encodes 905 amino acids.